This is a messenger RNA of Canis lupus familiaris (dog), 8971 nucleotides long. RefSeq names its product zinc finger protein 609 (gene ZNF609). Gene Ontology annotation, biological process: regulation of transcription by RNA polymerase II. The transcript is spliced from 10 exons. The coding region runs from base 324 to 4559 and encodes 1411 amino acids. Gene Ontology annotation, cellular component: nucleus. The record is from RefSeq and is a predicted model, not a curated record. NCBI's taxonomy places the organism in Eukaryota, Metazoa, Chordata, Mammalia, Carnivora, Canidae.
UUUCUUCGAGUUUAUCUGUCUUUUAACCGGCUCGCCGGGUUUUCCAGCAUUCCCAGAGCUGCGACUCUAAUCCGGGCUCCGUGUGACCGCGCAUUCCGAGGCCCAGGAUUUGGCUCUUUCAUCCAGGUUCCGGGUUUCCCCGGCGCACUCCUGCUCCAGACUCCACAGCAGCCCGGAAUCCGGAUCCGAGGGCCCGCAAUGAUGUUGUCCACUGGGCAUGUACUGACCAAUGUGGCAGGUCUGAGAACAUAGCUGAAGCUGAAAAUAGGAAAGCUGGGGGCAAGGAAGAGCCUUGAAUCUUGAGGUGGGACGUUGACUCUAAGAUGUCCUUGAGCAGUGGAGCCUCCGGAGGGAAAGGAGUGGAUGCAAACCCGGUUGAGACAUACGACAGUGGGGAUGAAUGGGACAUUGGAGUAGGGAAUCUCAUCAUUGACCUGGACGCCGAUCUGGAAAAGGACCAGCAGAAACUGGAAAUGUCAGGCUCAAAGGAGGUGGGGAUACCGGCUCCCAAUGCUGUGGCCACACUACCAGACAACAUCAAGUUUGUGACCCCAGUGCCAGGUCCUCAAGGGAAGGAAGGCAAAUCAAAAUCCAAAAGGAAUAAGAGUGGCAAAGACACUAGCAAACCCACUCCAGGGACUUCCCUGUUCACUCCAAGUGAGGGGGCAGCUAGCAAGAAAGAGGUGCAGGGACGCUCAGGAGAUGGUGCCAAUGCAGGAAGCCUGGUUGCUGCUAUUGCUCCCAAGGGCUCAGAGAAGGCGGCUAAGGCAUCCCGCAGUGUAGCCGGCUCCAAAAAGGAGAAGGAGAACAGCUCAUCUAAGAGCAAGAAGGAGAGAAGCGAAGGAGUGGGGACUUGUUCAGAAAAGGAUCCUGGGGUCCUCCAGCCAGUUCCCUUGGGAGGACGGGGUGGUCAGUAUGAUGGAAGUGCAGGGGUGGAUACAGGAGCUGUGGAGCCACUUGGGAGUAUAGCUAUUGAGCCUGGGGCAGCGCUCAAUCCUUUGGGAGCUAAACCGGAGCCAGAGGAAGGGGAGAAUGAGUGUCGCCCGCUAAAGAAAGUCAAGUCUGAAAAGAUGGAGUCCCCUGUCUCUACACCGGCGGUGCUGCCACUGCACCUUUUGGUACCAGUGGUCAGUAAUGACAUCUCAUCCCCCUGUGAGCAGAUCAUGGUUCGUACCCGAUCAGUUGGGGUCAACACAUGUGAUGUGGCUCUAGCUACAGAGCCUGAGUGCCUGGGCCCCUGUGAACCUGGGACAAGUGUCAACCUCGAGGGCAUCGUGUGGCAGGAAACAGAAGAUGGGAUGUUGGUGGUGAAUGUAACAUGGAGGAACAAGACAUAUGUAGGUACACUUCUUGACUGUACACGGCAUGAUUGGGCACCCCCCAGGUUCUGUGACUCCCCCACCAGUGACUUGGAAAUGCGCAAUGGCCGGGGUAGAGGCAAACGCAUGCGUCCCAACAGUAACACACCUGUCAAUGAGACAGCCACAGCCUCUGACAGCAAAGGGACCAGCAGCAGCAGCAAAACCCGAGCAGGAGCAAAUAGCAAAGGCCGUCGGGGCAGCCAGAAUUCUUCAGAGCAUCGCCCACCUGCCAGUAGCACCUCUGAGGAUGUCAAGGCCAGCCCUUCCUCAGCUAACAAGCGGAAAAACAAACCGCUUUCAGACAUGGAGCUGAAUUCUAGCUCAGAGGACUCCAAAGGGAGCAAGCGUGUCCGUACGAAUUCCAUGGGCUCAGCCACUGGUCCCCUCCCUGGGACCAAGGUGGAACCCACUGUUCUAGACAGAAAUUGUCCCUCCCCAGUCCUGAUUGACUGUCCCCACCCAAACUGCAACAAAAAGUAUAAGCACAUCAAUGGACUUAAGUACCACCAGGCUCAUGCCCACACAGAUGAUGACAGCAAGCCGGAAGCAGAUGGAGACAGUGAGUACGGAGAGGAGCCCACCCUUCAUGCAGACCUAGGGAGCUGCAAUGGUGCAUCCAUCUCACAAAAAGGUUCCUUGUCCCCUGCCCGUUCAGCUACCCCCAAAGUUCGGCUCGUAGAGCCCCAUAGCCCUUCUCCUUCAAGCAAAUUCAGCACAAAAGGUCUCUGUAAGAAAAAGCUGAGUGGGGAAGGGGACACAGACCUUGGGGCCUUAUCAAAUGAUGGCUCUGAUGAUGGACCCUCAGUAAUGGAUGAAACAAGCAAUGAUGCCUUUGAUUCUUUGGAAAGGAAGUGUAUGGAAAAAGAAAAAUGUAAAAAGCCCUCUAGUUUGAAGCCUGAAAAGAUUCCUUCCAAAAGCUUAAAGUCAGCACGGCCUAUUGCCCCUGCCAUCCCCCCGCAGCAAAUCUACACCUUCCAGACCGCCACCUUCACAGCAGCAAGCCCAGGCUCCUCCUCAGGCUUGACCACCACCGUGGUCCAAGCCAUGCCCAACAGCCCCCAACUCAAGCCUAUUCAGCCCAAGCCUACUGUGAUGGGAGAACCUUUCACAGUCAACCCGGCCUUGACUCCAGCCAAGGACAAGAAAAAGAAAGACAAAAAAAAGAAGGAGUCUUCCAAGGAACUCGAAAGUCCUCUGACCCCUGGGAAGGUGUGUCGAGCAGAAGAAGGCAAAAGCCCAUUCAGAGAAUCAUCAGGAGAUGGGAUGAAGAUGGAGGGGCUCCUGAAUGGCUCAUCAGACCCCCACCAAAGCCGCCUGGCUAGCAUCAAGGCAGAAGCUGACAAGAUCUACAGCUUCACGGACAACGCCCCCAGCCCUUCAAUUGGAGGCAGUAGCCGCAUAGAUAGCACCACCCCUACCCAGCCCCUGACUCCUUUACAUGUAGUGACCCAGAAUGGAGCUGAAGCCAACUCCGUCAAAACCAACAGCCCUGCAUAUUCUGACAUAUCUGAUGCUGGGGAGGAUGGGGAGGGCAAAGUGGACAGUAUCAAAUCAAAAGACCCUGAACAGUUGGUUAAGGAAGGGGCCAAGAAAACUCUUUUCCCCCCUCAGCCACAGAGCAAAGACUCACCAUAUUACCAAGGCUUUGAGAGUUACUACUCUCCAAGUUAUGCACAGUCCAGCCCAGGGGCUCUGAACCCUGGCAGCCAGGUGGGACUGGAGAGCCAGGCUCUGAAGACAAAAAAGGACGAGGAGCCUGAGAGCAUAGAGGGAAAAGUGAAGAAUGAUGUCUGUGAGGAAAAGAAACCAGAGCUGAGCAGUUCCAGUCAGCAGCCCUCCGUCAUCCAGCAGCGUCCCAACAUGUACAUGCAGUCCCUGUACUACAACCAGUAUGCCUAUGUGCCCCCAUAUGGCUACAGCGACCAGAGCUACCACACCCACCUCCUGAGCACGAACACAGCUUACCGGCAGCAGUAUGAAGAACAGCAGAAACGGCAGAGCCUGGAGCAGCAGCAGCGGGGACUGGACAAGAAGGCCGAGUUGGGCCUCAAGGAGCGGGAGGCAGCACUCAAGGAAGAAUGGAAGCAAAAGCCUUCAAUUCCGCCAACUCUCACCAAGGCCCCCAGCCUGACGGACCUGGUCAAGUCGGGACCUGGGAAGGCCAAGGAGCCAGGGGCUGACCCUGCCAAAUCAGUCAUUAUCCCCAAGUUAGACGACUCCUCCAAACUCCCCAGCCAGGCCCCAGAAGGACUUAAAGUGAAACUGAGUGAGGCUGGUCACCUAGGCAAGGAGGCCUCUGAGGCCAAGACAGGCGCUGAAUGUGGCCGGCAGGCAGAGGUGGAUCCGAUACUCUGGUACCGACAGGAAGCAGAGCCCCGCAUGUGGACGUAUGUCUAUCCUGCCAAGUACUCGGACAUUAAGUCAGAGGAUGAGCGGUGGAAAGAGGAGCGGGACCGCAAGUUGAAGGAAGAAAGGAGUCGGAGUAAGGACUCUGUCCCCAAGGAGGAUGGGAAGGAAAGCACAAGUAGUGACUGCAAGCUGUCCACAUCUGAGGACUCCCGCCUCGGAAGCAAGGAGCCCCGACCAAGCGUCCAUGUGCCUGUUUCCUCCCCACUCACCCAGCACCAGUCCUACAUCCCUUACAUGCAUGGCUACUCCUACAGCCAGUCCUAUGACCCCAACCACCCCAGCUACCGGGGCAUGCCUGCCGUGAUGAUGCAGAACUACCCAGGUUCCUACCUACCUUCCAGCUACUCUUUCUCCCCAUAUGGCAGCAAGGUCUCAGGGGGUGAAGAUGCUGACAAGGCACGAGCCAGCCCCAGUGUCAGUUGUAAAUCCAGCUCAGAGUCCAAAGCUCUGGACAUCUUACAGCAGCAUGCCAGUCACUACAAGAGCAAGUCUCCCACGAUAACUGAUAAAACGUCUCAGGAGAGAGAUCGAGGAGGUUGUGGGGUGGUUGGGGGUGGUGGCAGCUGUAGCAGUGUCGGAGGAGCAGGAGGGGGUGAAAGGAAUGUAGACCGGCCCCGCACCUCCCCUUCUCAGCGCCUGAUGUCCACACACCACCACCACCACCACUUGGGGUACUCGUUGCUCCCAGCACAGUACAACUUACCCUAUGCAGCAGGGCUUUCUUCUACAGCCAUUGUUGCGAGCCAGCAAGGCUCAACCCCCUCACUCUACCCACCCCCACGGAGGUGAGAAUGAACACCAAGUGCCCGGAUAAAGUCAGCUUCACGGGCCCGGACUGGCUCACCCAAGGAGGUGCUGGAGGUGCCAUUUAGACAUCAGUUAAAUGGUGUUGAUCAUCCUGUUUGCCGUUCCACCAUGACCGAAGGCAGACCCUUGGCUAUCUCACCUCCACCAGAUCCCCGGACUCCCCGACCCUCCCUCUUCCUCAGGAGCUGGAGAGCUGGUACCUAGCAAAAAUAUUUAUUCUCUCGGCCACAGUUGUGACUAUUGUGGCCCAUGUGGAGAUGAAGGCAUGGGGAGCAACCAGGGGAACAUGGCCUCAGCCCAGAGAAGUCACUGCUCUGUUCCCCAAGGCCUGGUCAGCUGCCGGAGCAGUGCCAACACCCCCCACCGCAACCCUGGGGAGGGACUCCCAAGCUCUGGGUAAGGUCUGAAGACAGCACAGCAGCCAUACCCCUCUCACCGUCAUUACCACAAUCACCAGAUUCCUGCAUCUCCCCAGCAGUUUGGGCCCUGGGAACUGGCAGCAUGUGGAGGAAUUAGAAUCUCAGGAAAGAAAUUAGGGGCUGUUUUCUCUCUGUAUUUGUGAAAACAAGGUCUUCAGACAUGAAGACUUCUCCCCUCUCACAUGAGCACAUAUAAAUGCUCAGAGCCUAGCCUGGAAAGGAAGACCAAGGCAUUUGCCCCACCGUGGCCUUGGGCUGCCCGUCAAACCCGUCAAACAGAGGGCCGGGGUCCCAACACCAGCAGAGGGCUCCCCAGGGAUACUGGGAGUAAGCUGGAGCUGGAGCAUGAAUGGAGUCUGUGAAGUAGAACCUGCAUCCCCACUGAGUCCUGCUGCUUCUUAGCCCCCGACUCCUUGCCCUUUUCUCUUUCCUCCUGACCCCUUGGUGCCUUUCCCAGGGGGAUCCCCAUGCUGAUCGCUCCUUUUCUUUUCCACUGCUUGGCUCUGAAGACUCAGGCAGGUAAAAUAGUAUUCCCCCCAGCAUGGGGAGCUUUAGAGUCUGCGAGGUCACCGUAGGGCAAGGCCCGGGAGGCAGACCCUGGGAGCACCCAGCAGUUCUUAGAGGUGUCCUGUCCAUUCAGCCAUCAGAGCAUCCUCCUCAUUUAGGGCCACAAAUAUAACAGCCCAAUUCCUCUGUAUACAAGUACAUGAUUUUAUAUAGCUCAAUCUAUAACCCCGUGUGUGCCAAUAUAAGCUGUGUUUUUUUGUAACACACUUUUUUGCUUUAGGGGCCACUGGCCAUGGGAAGUUAGGUAUUCCUUAGACCCUGGGAUGAUACAUCCAAGCCAUUACUCCUCAGAGCCACAGAGUGUUUCUCAGUGGAGCUGUGAGGCAGCAGACAUUUCUCUGCUCUCCGUAGAAACAGUCUACCAGUCCAGCUUUAUGCUCUUUGCCCUAGGAAACGGACAAUGAUUUGGUAGCUUUAUUGGAGUCACUUCUUCCCCAAGGUAUGGGGAGCUCUUAUUUUGCUUUUGAGAUAUCAUCCCUUAGUUCCCCUUGGCUAUCUUUCCUUGAUCUUCUGGACUGAGAAAGACUGACACACACCAGCCUAGGCUAGAGAGGGGUAUUUGUGACCAGAGUGCCAAAGUGACCAUUUAAGAGCAAGGACUUGGCUCUGACUCCAUUUGGGGCAUGGAGGUGGAGGACAGUAAGCACAAUGCCCGGCAGAGGCUGCUUUCUAAGAACCCUGAAGCCCUACUCUGAAUGGCUUAGGGUCAUUUGCCCAAGAGGAGCCCCUUUGACCUAUAGACCUUUCCUCUGGGUUUUCACGUCAUUGUUUUUAUUCAAAUUGGGUUCUGAGCCCUCCCCUAAAACCCACUCUUUUAGACCAUUUAGCAGGCCUCCCUUGCCCCCAUCAUUCCCUCUGCCUCCUGCUAACCCAGAGGGCAGUGUUCUGGGGAGUGACUUCCCUUUCAUCCAUGGAAGUAGUUGGUUUGGACACCUUCACCCCACCUAACCUGAGUCACCCCCACCAAGAGGAUGACUCGGAAUUUCAGCCUGAUUAUGCCCUCCCAGGCUCCUGUGGGGUGGAGCCAAGGGCCCAUCUCUGUUCCUGUUUGUUUUAAAUAUUGUUGUGUGUUUUGUAUCUGUGGCGCUGGCUUACAGCGUACUCUGUACAUAUUGUAAAGAUACCGUUGGAAUAAUUUUCUUUCCCGUUGGGCAGGCCUGGCUCCACAUUCCUGCCCUUUCCACUUUGUUCUGUAACACAGAGAAGAGGAACUUCUGUAUUAGCAGGGCAGUCUUGGGUUCUGCAGAAGGGGACAGCUUUUUCUUUUUCUUUUUCUUUUUUUUUUUUCUUUUCCUUAAAAAACAUUUGGCUCUCUGAUCCUUAUAUCCAAGCCUCUGUACAAGAGUAGGAGCUGAGCUGCCCAGAUAAGCAGGUAAAAGAGACAAUGGCAGCAUAGCACUGCCUUCUCCCAGUCCCCGGUCCUCGCCAGGUCCAGUCUUCCCUCCCUGAAACAACAUGAAGCAGCAACAGCGGAGGAAACAGAGAUCCUUGACAAGUGCCAAGGGAAGGAUCUGCUGUCCACCUCCAGUCGCUGUAUAUGAGGAGGCAGCCCACAGGCAGGGGUACCUGUGGCUGCAGUGACCUGCUCAGAGAGAUCAGCCCCUCAACAAGGAUCCCACCCUGCAAGCAAAGGCCAGCGAAGUGUGCCAUUAAGGGCCACGACCAUCAGACCAAGGCUCACUGUGAGCUACCCCUGCCCAGGCCUCUUCCGAGACCUCGCUCAUAGGGCUCUGCACCAAGAGGCUAGAGGGAAGGAGCCUCUCACCCCAGCUAGGCCAGCCAGGGCUGGGAGAGCUGCUCUUUAGGGUUCACCUCUGCUGCUUCAGUUAAGAUGUGCUGGUUUCCUUUAUCCCCUUCCCUGCCUGUACAUGUAUGAAGUUCCCUUCUCUUACCUCAUCCCCUCUACACGUCUCCAGGUCAAAAGACCACAUGCAGAAGGGUUAAGAGGGCACUCUGUGAAAUGAAACGGUGAUUCUUGAGUCUUCUGUCCAGGCUCCAAGGCGAGGGUGAGAGGAUGUGGCUUCGGGUUUGGGAGGGGGAGGCUGAAGAAGGGCUAGAGUUACCGUACACGGGCUUUGAGGUCACCCAUGUCACUUAUUACACUAUCUACCCUGUCACCAUCCCAGUGUCUACUCUCCUGCCCCUGUGAUUCAACUGGGCAGCUAGCUGGCCCCAUGAUUCUGGGCCUUUGUCAUUCGUUUUACUACUAGGGCAUCCCAGGAAGCUUUCUGAUGAUCCUCUGCCAUGGGCCCCUCCUGGGAUCAAGCCCCUCCCAGGCCCCGCCCCCAGCCCCUCUGGCCCCAGCCCACCCGCUUGCCUUGGUGCUCAGCCCCCCCAUUGGGAGCAGGUUGGGGCGAGCUGGAGGCCCGGGCUGGAGGGGCAGUGUUGCUGUUCAUAGCUUUUGUUCCAUUGGCGUUGCUCUGUUGGAUUUAAUUUCAGUCUUCCUGAUUCUUCCCUUCUGUAAAGUGUACAUUACCAAGUUCCUUGUUUUUUAUAUAUAUAUAUAUAAAUAUAUAUAUAUACAAACUGUACUCUUUUUGCCUUUGUACAUUCAGGCAAGAAGAGAAAAUAAAUCUUUUUAAGAGACAAUCACAAAUCUGUGAGGGCUGCUGGUUAUUUCUCCUGGAGUUUGCUGCUGAGCUGCCUCCUCCUUCCUCCCUACUUUUCUGUUUUCCCUCAGCUUUCCUGAUCUUCCUGGCCCUGCUCCAUCUGCAUCCUCAGCUCCACCUUCCCUGGCUGAUGGCAAACUGUUGAAUCCAGUGUCCAGACUACCUGAGCCCUUUCUUGCCCAGCAGUGUUUUCUGGCUUGGCUGCUUGGCUGAAGCCAGGGGCUUUAUCCUGUGCCCUGGCCUCUCCCGUCUUCCCCCUUAGACCUACCAUUCACCAAAGUGGCUUUGGACCCCUCCAUACCCUGGGACCGGGGACCUGUCUUCCGGAGGCCCUAGCUUUGGACACUCACUUGUGAAACUAUGCAGCUGGGAGCUCUCUAUGCUUAAGAGUUUGCACUACUUAAACCUGCCUGGGAGUUAGAACGGAUGGUUUUUUAGGAAUGAGUGAGAAACUGUCCCCCUGACGCUCCCCCCAGAUUCCAGCCUCCGGAACGCUCUGAUCCAGAGCCCAGAGAAUCAUUCCUGGCUGGUAGACUCCUAUGGCCACCCCAUCAGAACAAGGGCUAAGGGUUUAGGAGUCGAGAGCAUUUGAUCAGAAUUUUAAAGGGUGGUACAUUCUGAAACACAGCCCAACCAAACCAUUGUUCUGCCUCUUGAACUUUCUCUUUUUCCUCUGAUCUCCUCCCCCUUUUUUCCCCUUUCUCUACUUCCUUUUCUUAAUUGGCUUUGGAAUUGAAGUAUAUUUUUAAAUUAUUUGUUGUAUUUAUUGAAUAAAGUUUUUAAUGUCCCUGUUCUUAAA